AUGAAAUUCGGCAAACUGGUGUCAUUAAGUCUUCUGGUAGUUGCAAUGCUAUUAUUCAAUGGCAGUGAUUCCAAAGAAAUACGAAAGCGUGGAGUUAUGGAUAAUUUUAAUGAAGGUCUUAAAUUUGCCGGGCAAAUGUUUGGUAUUAACACCGCCGCAGAUGUGGCAAACUUAGUGGCCAAAGCUUUUUCGAAAACAGCAAGUAAAGGCAACUCGGAUUUAUUGUCAUCGUUGGUGCAAAAGGGUCUAAAAUCAAAACCCUCUAAAGUGUCAUCGCCAUCUUCAACAGAGGAAUAUAUCAAUACCAAGAAAUACGAUUCACAAGAAAGUGGUCGUGAUCAAAACCAUCAACAGACGAAUGAGAGACACGAGGAAAAACCACAAUCUAGCAAAGAAAAAGUUGGCCUAGAUUUGAAUACGACACAAUUUGUCACCAGUAUUUUACGCAUGGUGGGUUUUGAUGCAACCAAACUAGGGGCAUUGGCCAUAAAUGUUUUAAUAAUGGUGGCUUCCACGAUUGCCACAACACUUUUGGGUAAUAAUACCGAAACGGGCCCCGAGGAACAUUACUCACCAACCGAACAUCAACCACGCAUGUUGUCGGAUGGCACUCCCAUUGAUUGGUUUUUGCAAAAUCCUUCCAAGAAAAUGAAAUCAUUGCUGAAUGAUGCGAUCGAUACAAGUCUGACAGAUAAAAUCACCAAUAUGAUUUCAAGCUAUGAAAGGGAAGAGGGACAAACGUCAUGUGUGAAAAUGUUGAUGUGUAAAAGUGCUCCCUUUAUUUGGGGUAUGCAAAAAUCUAUAAAGAAACGUAUAACUGGCGAUGUGGAUGAAGAUGAGAAAUCGGCCAAAGGAAAUGAUAAAAAGCAAGAAGAAGAUCGUCGUUUAUUCGAUGUCGAUAGUAUGUAUAGACAUUUUCCAAGUCUGGAGGAGUUUCGAGAACAUGCCGACAAAUGUGAAAAGUUAUAUUCAAACUAUUGUAAUAUUACAAAAAUACGCCAAGAACAAUUUAAUUAA
Molecule: messenger RNA, 1017 nt
Organism: Musca vetustissima
Lineage: Eukaryota; Metazoa; Arthropoda; Insecta; Diptera; Muscidae
Exons: 4
Coding region: 1-1017 (338 amino acids)
Source: RefSeq, a predicted model, not a curated record